Colletotrichum godetiae is the source of this 2235-nucleotide messenger RNA. RefSeq lists its product as uncharacterized. Lineage: Eukaryota; Fungi; Ascomycota; Sordariomycetes; Glomerellales; Glomerellaceae. The coding region runs from base 1 to 2235 and encodes 744 amino acids. The record is from RefSeq and is a predicted model, not a curated record. The transcript is spliced from 2 exons.
AUGUCUCCUGUUUACCGGCGCUUGAAACAUGGCUACAUUCGGCUUCUCACCCUUCUUCCGGGCGACGUAUUUGAUCCUUUAUCAUGCACUUUGCAAGAGGUCUUGCUAGAAUCGUCUCCUUAUUUCGAGGCUGUUUCGUGCGCAAGAGAAGCAUUCGAUGUUUCUGAGAAUCUGACUAUUCAAGCCUGCGAGUCGAAUGAAAGCCCCAAAUUCAUCCCGAUUUCAUCACAGAUUCUGUCCCUUCUAUUCUCCCUUCGCAGCACAGUCGACGCGAGGACACUAUGGAUCUAUGAAAUCCGCGUUGAGCAGGCAGAUCCAUCAGAAAAGAGCACCCAAGCGAAGCUUUUGCGGCAGAUCUUCGAAAGCGCUGUACGCGUGAUUCUGUGGCUGGGUCCCACCGCUGAGGACGGAAGCAACGAUCGGGCUCUCACGUUUCUCAAGAGAAUGGCCAUGCAUAGGAAAUACAACGAUAGAGGUGAAUACCUUGGUGGCAGGAGACUUGGUUCCGACACCAGCUCCGAGUGUGGAGAUGGGAGGCGGGCGGGUAUUUCGGACGAGGAGGCGGACGACGACGAUGAUGAGAAGGACGACGAGGGCUACGAAAGUGGGCCCCUUUCUGAUAAUGACCUUGAUAUCGUUGAUGAUAGGACUUCUUCCAUAGUCUCGUCUGAUACCAGGGCUUUUUUGGAGAGAGUCAACGCAUCAGAGCCGCUCAUGUCUCAUUCCGAACUUCUUCGCACUGAGAUACACCAGUUCUUUUCCGGCAUCGGAUGGUUUCUGCGUAGUAAGUACCGGCACUACUUCGUCUACGGCUACUGGAACCCAUACCGAGCAUGGAGAAUCAGCAGAGCCUGGGAAAGGGCUGUUCUAGCAUGGGAGCUUAACCGGUCAAGAGUUGGCUACAUAGCUUUUGGGCGGCCCGUUCUUUACGAGAACCACAUGGAUUACUUCUUCCAGGAGCGCUACCAAGCCGACUGGGAGGCGGUCGACAGACUCCUUGAACAUCCAUGGUGGAGCCAGACGUGGACUGUUCUGGAGGUCUGGUGUGCUAAAGACCGAGCAGUGAUCCAGUGCGGGCAGCGGACGAUCAAGUGGAAGACCUUGCAAAAGGCACUACCAUUUGCCGAAGCUUGGGACGAUAUGGGAAAGACAAUGAUUGAAACAAAAGACGUACGCAUGAGCGAGUGGCCGCAGCUGUUCGAACGAUACGCAAGAGCUUUCCACCUCUUGAAGAAGCGACUCAUGGAUGGAAAGCUAUCAGACCUCUUGUGGAACACCUGGGACAGAGAUGUGGCUGACCCUCGUGAAAAAGUGUUUGCGAUGCUCAGUCUCGCUAGUAGCUUCCGUUGCUGGUCUCAACCUGACUACAACAGGUCCGUCAAGCAGGUAUUCUGCGCAGCAGCAAGAGAUAUCAUUCGUGACGAAAACAGCCUUGAUAUCUUGUUGGCCGGUGGAAGGAUAGAAAGACAGGACGAGGCAAUCUCAUUGCCGAGCUGGGUUCCAGACUGGCGCAGGGAACAUAGCCCACUUCAGGGGCGGCCGAUGCCCCUGGUUGAUCAAUCGCGUAUUCAAUCUCUCUUCGUCGCUGGGUCGAUUGAGUCUCUUGUUGUAAACGGACACGGAUUCACGGCUUGCGCAGACACAAAACCAGUUGCUUGGUUUAGCCACGAUCUCGACCGGUUGCAUGUUCGAGCCGUAUUCGUUGAUGAAGUGGAGUCGACUGCUCCUCCGCAUGGCUCGAGAUCAGAGAGUGGCGUCAAGAACACCGUGAAUGAUGCUUGUCUCGUAGCCCGGGCUGCGUUCUUCGACGGGAAACCUAAUUGGUGGAAUAAGGACGAGAAGGAUGGGUUGCCUGGCCUGGUCAAGAGCGUUCUAAUGGCUGGUUCCCGUGGCACUAUGGAUGAAGAGGAAGCCAUAGGAGAGACCAUGAUCUUCCGACGCUUCUUCAUCACAAAGGAUGAGCGGUACCUCUGUAUUGGAACCCAAGGAACCCUACCCGGAGACAAGAUCUUCAUUGUUGCUGGAUGCAAUCUGCCCCUGGUUCUCAGGGAGCACAAGCGGGCAACAAACAAUGGAACGGCGCUCUAUGAGCUGGUUGGGGAAGCAUACGUCCAUGGUGUCAUGAAAGGUGAAUUCUUCGCAAGUAGGAAAGCCAAGGUUGGGUGGGAGAAGUAUGCUUGGUGGCGGCCACCGAGGAAAAGUGAGGUCAAUUGGGAGGAGUUGGUUAUUCAGUGA